Messenger RNA from Melampsora larici-populina 98AG31, 999 nucleotides. RefSeq lists its product as uncharacterized. Lineage: Eukaryota; Fungi; Basidiomycota; Pucciniomycetes; Pucciniales; Melampsoraceae. The record is from RefSeq and is a predicted model, not a curated record. The transcript is spliced from 4 exons. The coding region runs from base 1 to 999 and encodes 332 amino acids.
AUGCCCAUAACCAGGUUAUAUUAUCACAGUCUUGCUUGUGCACGUCGAAUCUGGCCAAGAAGUCCUUUGACAGUCGAGCUGAAUCAACCGACUGGAUUUCACUGUGAAGGACCUCGCUGCAGAUCAAAACCUAUCCACUCGUCCCGUUACUAUAAUCCCAAACAUCAACCCAACAAGCCAUUGAUUGGUCUAUUGUGCCCACUUGAAAGAAACAACAAAGGAGCAUUUCGAACGUACAGCCGCUUAGAGUACCUUCAAGAUAUCUGUACCCUGAAUUACAAGGCUACUUUGCAAGAAAGCGGAACAGAGUCCAGUCGUUCCGUUCAGCAUAAUAGGCUCAAGCGAACCAACACCCCCACAUCAAAUAUGCCACAGGUCAAGCGCUCACGUUUACCUUGCUCAGGUAUCAUUGAUGUCAGUGCACAUAUCGGACCAGGCAAGGCUGGCAAUAGACAAUGCACCUGGGCUGCUUGUCCUGAUUGUUGUCGCAAACAGCGUGAAUCCACUGGAUUGAAGUGUCACACCCAUGAAAUGGGGGAGCGGUCCAAGAUUGUAGUGCACAACACCCAACCCUUUCUUCAAAGUGUCAUUGAAUCAGCCGGAACCAGUGGUGUGACUCAAACUUCGAUCACUAAUGCAAACCCACCUGCAAAGGUUGGUGGAUCUGAUUUACUCGGUCCGACCCCACCGGUACACCCUCUGGUAUUGUCACCUUUGACCAUGCGCGCGUACCAUCUCAAUCGAUCAAACAAAGAAGAAUAUAGGCGUGCUGCUGAGGCUGCUGAGGCAAGUUACGAUAAAAAUAUUUCAAUAUCACUCUGGUUAAAGGCUGAAAGCGACCCAGUUCAAUUUUUAUUUGCAUCAAAAGCAUUGAAAAAUUACGCGAUAUCAGAAUGUGAACCUUUGAUGCUAUAUGUAAAAGCUGAAGUCCCAGAUUGGAACCAGUGCCUUCGAGUAUACGAUGUUAAAGCUGAUCGAUGGGUAAGAUACAUAUUGUAA